Colletotrichum acutatum is the source of this 1170-nucleotide messenger RNA. RefSeq lists its product as uncharacterized. NCBI's taxonomy places the organism in Eukaryota, Fungi, Ascomycota, Sordariomycetes, Glomerellales, Glomerellaceae. The coding region runs from base 333 to 1082 and encodes 249 amino acids. The record is from RefSeq and is a predicted model, not a curated record. The transcript has 7 exons.
CGUGGAUAGACAGAUACCCACGCGCAUUUAAGGCGGCUCUCAGGUUGAACAUGCUUAGCAUCGUAUACUCGCUACGAAAACCCGCCGUAACCCAGUCGCAACCCCCUUCAUUUGAACUCGGCGAGUUUUGCCGCUCAGAGUCAAUCAUCGAAACGAACAGCUCUGGAUCCUAGAUUACGGAGCACUCCCUAUGUACGGAGUCAACCGCAGCCAACACUACUAUAAGAUGGAUGUAACCUAGCGUCUUGGCUUUUUCUUGUCUCCUCGCACUCUGCAGCUGUGUACUGACCUAUCAUUUUGAUUCAUUCACUCUUUUCUCUCAAACAGCCAAGAUGCGUUCAUUCUCUUCCAUUGCUGUUCUCCCCCUUGCUGCGCGAAUCGUCGCUGCCGGCCAGUACGAUGCGUGGAAAUUCGGCAACAUGUUCACCCUAGGCUCUGACAGCAGUGUCAUCACCAAGGCCACUUACACUCUCGUUCCCCCGUCCAUUCCCUGCGGCACCGUCAUCAGCAACAAGAAUGACCAGCCGUGGAUGUCAAUCUGGGUUGGCAUCUCCCAGUCCGUCAGCGACCAGGGCAGCGAUCUCUUCCAGCCUCUUUUGAACUGGGCCCCCGAUAACUCUGCUGCCGGCUGCCCUGCCUCCAACACCGAGUGGUGCGUUGCUGCCAGCACUUUCACCGGUUCCACCCAGGUUGCCCAGCCAUACAUCGCCAUUCCCUCCAAGUCCGACGUCGACUUUGAGCUCGUCUACGAUGCCUCCAAGGGUGUGACCCAGAAGGUUUGGAUCAACGGUGCCAUGGUCUCGCAGCAGACCGACGUGGACGGCAACGGCAAGGCCCCUACCUACAUCUACUCCAGCAACGAGUGUUACCAGGGCGCCUGCGGAACCCUCCCUGCCUACAGCUGGAGCAACCUCACCGUCGUCCUUGCUAAGGCCGACAAGACCUUUGGUGAUUCUCUUCAACUUACCGGCGCUACCUCGACUGGCGUUAAGACGACCGACGACGGCAAGACUUGGCACGUUGACGCCAUCAAGAUCAACCAGGACUUCUUCUACACUGACGGCUCGAACAAGCAGUGCUAAGUUGCCCGUAGAUACACCAAAGAGGGGAAUCUAGUUAGAAUUUCUUCACUUUAGGGCCCAGCAGUCACCAUUCGAUUUUCUCCAAGCC